Nelumbo nucifera (sacred lotus) is the source of this 2223-nucleotide messenger RNA. RefSeq names its product CLK4-associating serine/arginine-rich protein. NCBI's taxonomy places the organism in Eukaryota, Viridiplantae, Streptophyta, Magnoliopsida, Proteales, Nelumbonaceae. The record is from RefSeq and is a predicted model, not a curated record.
UAAUUGGUAAGGGGUGUGCAGUUUAGCUCUAGGCGAACCUUAAGGUAUCAGAGAGGGGGAGAAGGGGGAGGCUGAUGUUUCCUCGUGGUGUAGCGAAGGUUGAUUGGUGAUGGGGUAUAUUCACUGUUGAGUGUUGAGUAUUUGCGAGGAUCGUCUCUCGAAGGUUUUUCACACAGAUUUCAAUUCAUACUCGUAAUUUUCAGUGUAAGAAGUUACCAGAGGAUAAGGCUGCGGCCUACGGGUUAGGAUUAGGGUUAGGGUUUAUUCUGCAACAAGAAAAUCGAUUUCGAGUGCUUGUAGGGGUGAGAUAAACAAAGAAGAGGAGAUGUGGCACGAAGCGAGGAGAUCGGAGAGGAAAGUCCAUGACAUGAUGGACGCAGCUAGAAAGAGAGCGCAGAGACGAGCUUUGUUUCUAGCGAAGAGGCGUGGCGACCCUCAGCAAUCUCUCCAGGUUGUCGGAUCUCGGUGCCGCAUGUACCGCGACGACGGCCUCUAUCAAGCUACCCAAGAUCAACAAGGCCUGAUACCAUGGAAUGGGAAGCAAAAUAUAUUGAUUGACAGAUUUGAUGGUCGUUCUCUUCUUGAUUUCAUUCGAGAUAGUGAUUCCCGACAUUUCCGAGUCCAAGAAAAAACAGAAGAGGAAGAAGAACUAGAAGAGUUUGUUAAUUUUGAGCGUUAUCGGGAUUUAAUUAAGCAUCGGCGUAGAGGAUUUACUGAUGAAGAGGGGUUGCAACAUGUUAACCAAGAGAUGGAAGCAAAGUCUGCUGCUCCAUUUGUAUCAGACAGUAGAUCACAUCCAGCACAGCCUCCAAGUAGCAAAGGUUCAUAUUCACAGGUUGGGUUCUCCUAUGAUGGGAAUGGGAAAGAGGAAGCUCAUCUUUUGGAGAGUGAUGAUGAGGAAGAUGAUGAGGAUGUGGAUGAGGAUGAAGAUGACGGUAAUAGUGAUGACAGCAAUGAUGAAGGAAUAGAUACCAUUGCAAAAGAAUUUGGAGUGAAGAGGUAUAAUUGGCUUGUUUACAUGGAUAAAAAAGCCAAAGAGGAAGAGAAACGGCAGAAAGAGGUGAUUAGAGGGGAUCCCGCGAUUAGGAAGCUGAGUCGCAAGGAAAGAAGGAAGGCUUCUCAGAUGGAAAGGGAAAGAGAACGAGAAGCUGCACGUAUAACAGGAACCAGGGUUCUCCAUCAUGAUCCAUACAGGGAGACUCGACGGAGUCCCACGUAUGAAGCCUAUUCUCGUUCUAGGAGAUCAAGAUCCAGAUCUAGGUCACACUCCCCAUCGUAUUCAAGGCGCCAUGAUCGUGGUGUGCAUUCUGAUAGCAGUCACCGAAGCAAGCCAAAGGCUCCCAAAAUUGAGUAUAUUACUGAGUUUGGGGGUUCUACUGACUCGGACCCAAAGCUGCAAGGAUUCUCACCACCACCAUCUCCUCCAUCUCAAGUUGAUGUACUGAACCGGCCAUCAUCUGGUCGCAUACUUGAGGCACUGCAUGUUGAUCCUGCAUCUGCUGUAUCCCUUGACCAAGAAAAGAUCACUAAAGUGUUGAAAUCAUCAACAAGCACAUCAUCAGCGUUGUCGAAGCUGAGCAAACCAAUUGCUCCAGGGGCUGCUUUGAAAACACAACAGGGUGAGAAAAAGGAAACACCUCAAGAGCGCCUUAAACGAAUUAUGAACAGACAACUGAAUAAGCAAAUCAAAAAAGAUACUGCAGUUGAGAUGGCCAAGAAACGAGAACAAGAAAGGCAACGGUUGGAAAAACUGGCAGAAACAAGUAGAGUAAGCCGUUAUAGACCUCGCAGUGGCAGUAGAAGCCAGAGUCGUUCUCCACCAAGAAGAUAUCGGCGUAGUAGAAGUCGGAGCAGAAGUAGAACCCCUCGAAGAUAUUACUCCCGUUCUCGCUCUCGCUCCCAUUCCCAUUCACGCUCUUCCCGCUCUCGCUCUCACUCUCGCUCACCAAGGGUCCGAAGCCGCUCUAGAUAUUGAGUGCAGGAGUGGAGUGAUAUAAAUCCCCUUUUUUUUUUCUACAUUUCCUUUAUUGUACGGUUGUACCUUUUCGAGGGUAGUAGCUGCACGAGAGGCAUUUGGCUCAUUGGUUGAAACAUCCGGGUGAGGUGGGUAGAAGGCGGGGGGACCGGCUAUGCAGCCUUCUGUCUAUUUAUUAUUAACGGUUUUCCCAAGCAUACUUGAUUGAUGGCAAUAUAUAUAAUAUUAAAGUAAGUGUUUAAUCAUCA